UCGUCUUCUUUCCUCUGUAAAACCUUCGUCCUCUACGCUUAAACCCUAGAGCUCUAAAUUCCUCAAAAAUGUCCGCUAUAGCUCGAUCGAAAUCGCGCAUUUUCUCAAUAAUUUCACGAAGUAAUCGCCGAUUUUCUUCAAAUGUAACUACAGAACCUCCAAAGGAACCAAUAAUCUCUUCAUCUUCUCUCCUCAAAGAUCAGCCUCCGCCACCUCAGAAUCAGUCUCCUCCUAAUCCGGAAGCUUCUGGAACUGAGAAGAAUCGGUGGAGUUUUCUUAAGUAUAGCGUUAUUGCUGCCGUCACUGGUGGUGUUGCCACUGCUGGUUACGCUAGCUAUGCAUACACAUUGGAUGAAAUUGAGGAUAAGACCAAAACUUUGCGUGAAUCUGCGAAAUAUACUGUUGGGGAUGAUGCAUCUGCUACCGAUAAAUUUCAAGCUUUAUUAUACUCCUCGGCAAUGACAGUGCCUGCCAAGCUAGUUGAGUUUUACAUUGACCUGAGGCGGUUGACCGAGGAGCAAGUUCGAGGUUUUAGUGAACCAACAUCAGACCAGCUCCUGCCAGAUUUGCACCCACUGGAGCAGCAUGUCUUUACUCUUGUUCUUGAUCUUAGCGAGACAUUGAUAUACUCUGAUUGGAAGCGUGACAGAGGCUGGAGAACAUUCAAAAGACCUGGGGUUGAUGCUUUUUUGGAACAUUUAGCUCAAUAUUUUGAGAUCGUUGUAUACUCUGAUCAACUGAACAUGUAUGUUGAUCCUGUUAUCGAAAGAUUGGAUCCAAAGCACUGCAUCCGUUAUAGGCUGUCAAGAGGUGCAACUAGAUAUGUUGAUGGCAAGCAUUACAGAGAUCUUUCCAAGCUGAAUCGGGAUCCAUCAAGAAUUAUAUAUGUGAGUGGACAUGCACUAGAAAGUAGUCUUCAGCCAGAAAAUUGCAUAGAAAUAAAACCAUGGAAAGGAGAGGCGGAGGAUACUGUGCUUUUGGAUCUUAUUCCGUUUCUUGAAUAUGUUGCUAAACAUAGGCCAGCUGAUAUCCGAACUGUAUUAGCUUCAUACCAAGGACGUGAUAUUCCGAAGGAGUUCAUUGAGCGGUCCAAGGAUUACCAAAGGCGUAUGCAAGAGCAAAAGCAACAUGGUCGAUUCUGGCGCCGCUAGUAAUACGAGUUGACAGCGAGUUAGUCUUGAGAGACAAAAAUAAAAAUUUUAAAAAAGGAUUCCUUUGUAAGAUUAGACCAGUUGAUAGAAGGACGUAAAACUAUAAUCCCAUUUUUGUGUAGCUAAGGAACAGGAUUUGUUCCAGUUGAGAAAAGUUAACUCCUAACAACAUGACUGUAUUCUUUUUCCCCUCCAGCAAAAGGCUUUUGUCAUUAUCUCUUCGUAAUAAUAGAGAAUGUCAAUGUUUUGUUA
This is a messenger RNA of Nicotiana attenuata, 1403 nucleotides long. Its product is annotated as mitochondrial import inner membrane translocase subunit TIM50-like. The record is from RefSeq and is a predicted model, not a curated record. The coding region runs from base 69 to 1151 and encodes 360 amino acids. Gene Ontology annotation, molecular function: phosphoprotein phosphatase activity. NCBI's taxonomy places the organism in Eukaryota, Viridiplantae, Streptophyta, Magnoliopsida, Solanales, Solanaceae. The transcript is spliced from 10 exons.